AAACACUCCACCAAACAACUUUUGAUCCCGUCCAAACACAACCAACAAUGUUCAGAUCGAUCCGCGUAGCCAAAUCCGCAUCCUCACUGCGUGCUCAAUUCCUUCACAGCACGUCUUCCAAUCCGGCGCCCUCCGUCACCCUCCUGUCCGCUGCGCAGCAAAAUGUGAAUAAGAGCAACCAGUGGGCGAGUAAGACUGUUGCGGAGCUGAGACUGGAGUUGAAGAAGAGGGGUUUGAAGAAUAGUGGAAAGAAGUCUGAGCUUGUGGAGAGACUUUUCUCAUCAGACGCUGCGACUGCGUCUGCUACGCCGAUCGCGAAGCCUGCUCCGGCUGUUGCGGAGAAGUUCCCAAAUGUUACAAAGAGGCAUGCGUCAAGUAAGGCUAGUGAUACGAAGCAGCCUAUGGAUGCGAACAAGGUUACGAUACCCGCUGCAGACAUCCCAGCGCCAACAGAGGACGUAAUCGCCGAACAGCAAUUCGACGCCCAAGCCAACAUCCCGAUCACCCCCACCACAAUCCGUGAAGCCCCCAAAGCCCCCAAAGCCCCCGAGCUAACGGUUGCGAAACCCGAGGUGCAUGUCGUUGAUGACUCGGCCGGUGCGGAUGUUGCGCAGCUAGCGGGCGAGGUUGAGCAGCCUGUUAAUAAGCAGGAGGGAGUAGGUAGUGUGAGGGAGGCUGUUGAGGCUGCGAAGGAUAAGGCGCAUGCUGGGGUUAACAAGUUGACGGAGGAGGUGCCUGAGAAGGUGAAGGAGAAUGUUGGGUCUGUUGCUGAGCAGGUGAAGGAGAAGGCGCAGCAGGCUCCGAAGAAGGUGCAGGAGAGUGCUGGCUCCGUCGUCGAUAAGGUCAAGGAGCAAGCAGAGCAAGUCAAGGAGAAGGCACAGGAGGCACCCAGCAAGGUGCAAGAAACCGCUGGCUCCGUCGUCGACAAGGUGAAGGGGCAAGCAGAGCAAGUCAAGGAGAAGGCGCAGCAGGCUCCGAAGAAGGUGCAGGAGGCUGCUGGCUCCGUCGUGGACAAGGUCAAGGAGCAAGCAGAGCAAGUCAAGGAGAAGGCACAGGAGGCUCCGAAGAGAGUGCAGGAGGCUGCUGGCACCGUCGUGGACAAGGUCAAGAAGCAAGCACAGCAAGUCAAGGAAAAGGUAUCAGAGAAGGUCGCCGAUGCUAGUUCCAGCGAGGCUCCUGAGGGCGAGAUCUCCGGCCGUGAUAAGACCAUUCUCUGGACUUUAUUUGGUGGUAUUCUUGGUUGGACGCUCUACGGUGAUAAGCUCACCAAGAAGUCGAAGAAAGAGGAGGAGGGGAAGCACUGAGUUGACGACACACGGAUCCCGGAUCGGAUGGAUAGUUGAAAUAAUAUGGUCGGAGGAGCAUCUGUCACACUCUUUUGGAAGACACA
Molecule: messenger RNA, 1390 nt
Organism: Saitoella complicata NRRL Y-17804
Lineage: Eukaryota; Fungi; Ascomycota; Saitoellomycetes; Saitoellales; Saitoellaceae
Exons: 1
Coding region: 48-1304 (418 amino acids)
Source: RefSeq, a predicted model, not a curated record